UCCCCGCAUAUUGAGUUAGACCUGUGACAGGCAAGGAGAUGUUCUGAACCUUUCAUCGUUUGAACGUGUGGUCACUCAUGCUGAAAGGAAGGGCGGAUCCAAGGAAGGAUGAUUUAAUGUUGGUGUUUCUGAGGAAGUAAUCACAUUGUUGGGGGAAUGGAUGCUGCCAAUUGGCAAAUUAGCCUCGUCUGUGUGGCAGGGACUAUUAUCAUCAUCUUGCUCCUUAUAGUCACGUGCUUCCAACUAGGAAUUGUGGACAGAUUAAAGAAGUCAUGCAGACGUCGUGGCAGGAGGUCAAAACGAAACAUACCUGCUGUUAAGAUGACGAAAGAGGAUCAAGGAGGGCUCACCAUAAAUAUCCUACCCACACCAGGACCUACUGAAAUGCAACCUUUGAACCCCACAUACUCGUUGUCAUUGGAACCUCCUUUGAAGUCUUCGGACGAAUCUGCUGAUACGGAUUUGCUUAUUGAUGAACCUGUUUCAUCUCCCAUAAGAACGGAAAGCGACAUAUCUGAAGAAUGUCAAGAAGACGAAUGUGCCUCUGAAACUGGUGGAAACCUUAACACAUCCAUCUACCUGUUUAUGGGCAAACCUACAAGAAGCGUGUAUAAUCGCUCCAGCUCCACCCCCACCUGUAUCUCCCCAAGUUCACCGUAUCUGGUUGAUAUCCAGCGAGGUAGUGAUAACAAUGAAUGGUUUAAACGACACAAGUCUGUGCCGGUAGCCCGCUGUUUUCCGUUAAGGACAAGUCCUGAUAUAGAAAUCAUUGGAAAUGAAGUCCAGACACCAACACAAGAGGGAAUCACAACCCCGUGGAACAGUCGUCAGAAUAGACGUUCAGUUUGUGAAUCACUGCGAAGUCCUCCACUGUCCCUUCCACCAAGAUCAUCGAUAAACAUUUCAGACCAUGAAGAGUCCUUUGAAUCAGAUCCUGACGAUCUGUUCAAAGGGGGGUGGUGGAAGUCCUCAGAAUCGUUAAACAAAGAUGACACCACGACAGAUGAUGUGUUCAAAGACGACGAUUUGAAAUCAGUAGUUUCGCUAAAGGAAGACUUUUUUAAACAUGACGACUUGUACAAGAUGACGCUGUGGAGAUCAAAACAAUCAUUGUCGGAAGAUGGUCUAAAGGCUAACGGCAUCUCCAAUGGGGAUUGGCGGACAUCUAAACAAUCGUUGAAGGCAGAUGGUCUAAAGGCAAACGGCAUCUCCAAUGGGGAUUGGCGGACAUCUAAACAAUCGUUGAAGGCAGAUGGUCUAAAGGCAAACGGCAUCUCCAAUGGGGAUUGGCGGACAUCUAAACAAUCGUUGAAGGCAGACGGCACAUGUAACAGGGAUUGGUUGUCAUCUAGACAAUCAUUGAAGGAAGAAGGCUUUAAAACUGACAACAUAUUCAAUGGGAAAUGGUGGCAAUCAAAGGAAUCAUUGAGGAAAUUUGAUUUUGAGAAUGACGACAGAGAAAUUAGAGAUCUCAUUAGAAGAAAAUCCUUCUCCGGUCCAAGUGCCUGUUCCGGAAGUGUCUAUGUUCACAUGGACACGAGCACCUUACCUCGUCCUUGUCGACCUCCCUCAGCGGAUGGAAGGAGAAGAAGCAAAAGUUUAACGCUCCCGGAUGUCUUUCAGGAUCGUACCGCUUAUCAAGGAGAUGUGACCUCCCCUACGUUGUCUGUGUGGUACCCACCAGCUCUGUCAGGAAACCUACAGUCCCCUCCACUGCCUUGCUCACCACCCAAACCCUGUACAUCGCCACACUAUGUCAACUUUCGUGGAACUCUGCCAAACCGAUUCUGAAUGGUUAUGACACGACAUUUGUUGUACAUGGACCCUAAUAUGGUUUGUAGAUGUACCUUGUGGCUUUCGACCCCGUGUGAGAUGCAGUAUGUUUGUUGAUCUCGUAUAUGAAGGUGAAAUGGCAGCUACAAGUACAUCAUCUGCAUCACAAUGCCAACCUAGGUCCUCCGUAGUACUCCACCAAAGACAAAGGAGGCGACUAAAUACUGUUGGGUGACCAUCAGUUAAACGUUCAAUUACGACAGGGAGGUGGGAUAGCCUAGAGGUUAAAGCGUUCGCUCGUCGCGCCGAAGACCCGGGUUCGAUUCCCCAUAUGGGCAAAAUGUGUGAAGCCCAUCUCUGGUGUCCCCCGCCGUGAUAUGACUAGAAUAUUGCUGAAAGCGGCGUAAACCCAUAUUCGCUCACUCAAUUGAGACGGGAGGCACGGGUGGCCCAGUCGUCUAAGAAGCCGCAAUUCCCUUCGGCACACGUCCCAUGGGUUCGAAUUACGGUUUAUUCCGAUUAUGUUUCUAGGUUUGUCAGCACCAUACCCGUGCUCGUGGGUUUCACCAAAGUUGUUAUCACCUCGGGUCUUCCUCACACAUCAUCCGACGCGCCGUGAUAUAUCUGGAAUACUGUUUUAAUAGCGGCGUUAAACCACUCAGUGACGACAAUUUGGUAAUUUCCCUUUUUCCCUGUAAUCAGAGCAAAUCCACCACGAUGACCAUCGACUAGCAUAGCCUACACCUCAACUCGUUCAUCUCUCGCAAUCCUUAGAUGAUUUUCUUACUCACCUUGUUUCCCUUCAGUCAAACAAAACCCAUCUUCAACCAUCUGCCCCCACCAGAUUAUAUAUAACUCGUAACUGUAGGUUUUUUAUGUCAGUAGUGAGAGAGUGAGUGAGUGAGUGAGUGA
Haliotis rufescens (red abalone) is the source of this 2685-nucleotide messenger RNA. RefSeq lists its product as uncharacterized. Bases 157 to 1791 code for a protein of 544 amino acids. The transcript has 4 exons. The record is from RefSeq and is a predicted model, not a curated record. NCBI's taxonomy places the organism in Eukaryota, Metazoa, Mollusca, Gastropoda, Lepetellida, Haliotidae.